AUGUCGCCAUAUCCAGAAGCCAUCACAGUCUGUGUGACAGUGGAAACUGUGGACCAGCUUGCAGAAGGUGGUUAUCCUUCACAGUCCUCUACCCUCUCCCAAGAGCAUCAGAAAAUGAACAUACUCCAAGCAUCAGUGUCAUUCAAAGAUGUGACUGUGGAGUUCACCCAGGAGGAAUGGCUACAAAUGGGUCCUCUUCAAAGGACCCUGUACAGAGAUGUGAUGCUGGAGAACUACAACAACCUUGUCUCAGUGGGAAACUGCAUUUUCAAACCAGAGGCCAUCUUCAACUUGGAACAAGGAAAAGAACCUUGGUUCUUAGAGGAAGAAUUCUCAAACCAGAGUCACCAUGGUUUCUGUGAUGUCUGUGAAAAUUUGCCUUUCAAAAUUAACUUUGAGAGAACUCAUACUGGAGAGAAAUUUUAUCAAUAUAACAAAAAUGGGAAAGCCUUCAGUUACAAGGAAAAUCUUCCUGAGCAUCAAAAGUGCCAAACUUUCAAGCAAGCUUUUGAAUGCACUGAAACUGAAAAACUUUAUGAUGAUGGUGCCUGUAUUACAAAUGAGAGUACUCACACAGGAGAAAAAUCCUGUAAAAAUGAUGAAUUUAGGAAAAACUGUGAUACGAUAAGUCUCUUUGACCAAAAAAUAACUGUCAUGGGAGAAAAAUGCUCUAAUCUUAAGCAGUGUGGGAAAUCCUUCUCUGAGAAGUUACCUGUCAAGGAAUACAAUACAUUUAAUAUGGCUGUGAAACACUAUGAAUGUAGUGCUAGUAGGAAUAACUUCAACAGGAGGUCUCAUCACACUGAGCCUCAGAGAAUUGUCACAGAAGAGAAUGUAUUGGUAUGUAAUGACAAAACACAAACUGGGGAUAAAUCCUUUGAAUAUCGUGAAAAUAGGAAAUUAGCCCACAGAGUAUGCCAGAGAACUCACUCUCAGGUAAAACCCUAUAAAUGUGAUGAAUGUGAGAAAUCCUUCUGCCAAAAAGGACAUCUCAUUCAACAUCAGAGAACCCACACAGGAGAGAAACCCUUUGAAUGUAAUGAAUGUGGAAAAACUUUCUCCCAGAAAUCACAUCUCAGCACGCAUCAGAAUCACACAGCAGAGAAACCCUAUAAGUGUAAAGAAUGUGGGAAAACAUUUGUCCAGAAAUCAACUCUCAGGGGACAUCAGAGAAUUCAUACAGGAGAGAAGCCCUAUGAAUGUAGUGAGCGUGGGAAAACUUUUGUUCAAAAGUCAACCCUCAGAGACCAUCAUAGAAUUCACACAGGGGAGAAAUCAUUUCAGUGUAAUGAAUGUGGGAAAACUUUUGGCCAGAAAUCAAACCUCAGAAUACAUCAGAGAACUCAUGGUGGUGAGAAAACUUACCAAUGUAAUAUAUGUGAAAAGUCCUUCUGGCGAAAAGACCAUCUCAUCCAACAUCAGAAAACACACACAGGAGAAAAACCAUUUAAAUGUAAUGAAUGUGAGAAAACUUUUGCCAGGACAUCAACUCUCAGAGUUCAUCAUAGAAUUCACACUGGGGAGAAACCAUUUACAUUUAAUGAAUGUGGGGAAAAAAUUGUCAGGAAGGCAAUCCUUAGUGAUCAUCAGAGAAUACAUACAGGGGAGAAACCCUUUGUAUGUAAUAAGUGUGGGAAAACUUUUGGCCAGAAAUCAAACCUCAGAGUACAUCAGAAAACUCACAGUGGGGAGCAAUCUUAUGAAUGUAAUUAA
Molecule: messenger RNA, 1713 nt
Organism: Artibeus jamaicensis (Jamaican fruit-eating bat)
Lineage: Eukaryota; Metazoa; Chordata; Mammalia; Chiroptera; Phyllostomidae
Gene: ZNF510
Product: zinc finger protein 510
Biological process (GO): regulation of DNA-templated transcription
Molecular function (GO): RNA polymerase II cis-regulatory region sequence-specific DNA binding; DNA-binding transcription factor activity, RNA polymerase II-specific
Source: RefSeq, a predicted model, not a curated record